This is a messenger RNA of Suricata suricatta (meerkat), 504 nucleotides long. RefSeq lists its product as uncharacterized. Lineage: Eukaryota; Metazoa; Chordata; Mammalia; Carnivora; Herpestidae. The transcript has a single exon. Gene Ontology annotation, biological process: negative regulation of smoothened signaling pathway. Gene Ontology annotation, cellular component: Golgi apparatus; ciliary membrane. The record is from RefSeq and is a predicted model, not a curated record.
AUGGAUAAAUUGACCAUCAUCUCAGGAUGUCUCCUUCUGGCCGCCAGUAUCUUCGCCAUCGCCAGCAUCGCCAACCCGGACUGGAUCAACACCGGGGAGUCAGCAGCAGCACACACUGUGGGCCUUGUGCGACAGUGUCAGACAAUCCAUGGACGAGACCGGACUUGCAUUCCACCUCGGCUUCCCCCAGAGUGGGUCACCACACUGUUUUUUAUCAUCAUGGGAAUCAUUUCAUUGACUGUCACAUGUGGUUUGCUGGUGGCUUCCCCCUGAUGAAGAGAAGCUACAAAAUAUGCUCGAUGGCUAGCCUUCACUGGAAUGAUCCUUUUCUGUAUGGCUGCCCUAAUAUUUCCAAUAGGAUUUUACAUCAAUGAAGUCAUAAGUCAACCUUAUAAAUCACCCAACAACACAGUAGUUGGGUCAUCAUACAUACUUUUUGUCUUAUCAAUUUUCUUUACAAUAGUAGAACUUCAGUUUGCUGGCAAAGUUUGUUUACCAGGCUGA